Molecule: messenger RNA, 2273 nt
Organism: Ixodes scapularis (black-legged tick)
Lineage: Eukaryota; Metazoa; Arthropoda; Arachnida; Ixodida; Ixodidae
Exons: 3
Coding region: 664-1734 (356 amino acids)
Source: RefSeq, a predicted model, not a curated record
CUUUUCAGCGGCUAUAUAAAGCUGCAUUCACACUGCUCAUACAACAUACAAAAAACAGUGUUCUCUGCAGACACGAUAACAGAAAUGUGUGCACACACGCCUCAUGCAUGUUCGAAGGAUGUCCGCUUCAUACAUUCUUCGAACGCGUCUGAAGACAUUUUUUUGUGUGUGACCAUUUGUGACUGUCAUACAAGCAAGAACCUCAGACAAUGUCCGUCUUUUGUAUGACGUUGUUGAGCGCAGCGCCACGAACCCGUCGCGGUGUCUGCUCGCAUCACGCUCAAACGCAUCCGCAGUCUCUCCAUCUCCCCACUCUACUUCUCCACACCGCGAGCCGGUGCGCGUCCUCCUCGCCGGUUCCCCCCUCCCCCAACAGGUGUGCGUGGCAAGAGUCAAGCGAGCGGCGAAGCACGAGCAGGCACAAGUUGCCUCGUUGUGGUUUGGUGCGCGCGCCGGAUUACGCCGUCGUCGUCCUCCCGUCGUCAACACCGGGACCGUCCCGGAUUUGUAGCGACGUGCGAAGCCAGGAUAAAAGGAGACACCGACACCCGGCGGGACGGGGCCAAAUCAGGGCUCCCCUCUGCAUCGGUGCCUGGAAGAACCGGACGUCGCACGGGUCCCUAUGCGGCCCUGAAGGUCCCGACUUCCUGAGGCUCGGCGAGGAUGGCGUUCCGGCGCGGCGCCAGAGACAUGAAGAAGCAGUCGUACUACGUCUGGUUCCUGGGCGCCAAGGAGUCCCGGGGGCUCAGGGGACCCGAGUACAUCGGCCCCGUGCUCAGGUUCCUGCUCGAGCGGGAGCGUGAGAUCGAGCCUCCCAAGGUCACCCUCCAGGUAAGCGGCAAGGGCAUCAAGAUGGUCCAGAACAUCGCGAGGGGCGUCAGAGGCAAGAUGGAGCAAGUCAAGCACCUAAUCCCGCAACACGCCGUCACGUGCGCCCACCAAGACGGCGAUCUGGUCUGCUGCAUCCUGCUUCUCUACAACCCGGCCACCCGAUGUCCCGUCCAUGUGCACGUCUACCGGUGCGACUCGGCUGAGACCGCCACCAUGCUGCGCCUCCAGCUCCAGCAGCUCGCGGACAAGCCCGAGAACCAGGCCAAGUUCCGCGAGAUCGAGAAUCGCCUCGCCGUCAAGGGGCUUCUCCGAGAGCCGCCGCCCAGGAUGCCCUCGGACGGACGCACCGAAGACGGCUCCGAAGACCGCUCCGACUCCGAGGACUCCGCGGGACCUCGGCGUCCUCCCGCUCCGGUGACCCCCGGAGCGGCGCCCUGCUCCAGCGACCGGAUGGCCAGCCUCUACGCGUCCCUGGCCGCCGAGCUCCGUGAGAAGCUGAGCAACCCGGAGCGCGGGCCGCUGCUGCUGCCGCCCAAGGACUACGGCACGAUGUGCAAGAGGCAGGGAGCCCCGCGCCUGCUCAAGGAAGGCGGCUCCAAGUCGAGCAGCGGCAUAGGCUCCGACGAGUUGCUUCCCAGGGAACUGGACUCCUCCUCGGACGAAGAGUGGUCCCACCGGAGGAGCAGACCGGUCUCCUUCCCAGCGAGCCACGGACAUCGGCAGGCACCUCAUCAGCAAGGUCAUCCGGCCCAGCUACGUCACGCGCAGCCGGCGCAGAGACUGCCCCAGCCGUCUGCUUUGGAGCCGAGGGUAGUCCAGGAGCCACUGAGGCACGUCCAGAGGAGGCCCAGGGACUACAGACACAGCUUCGUCGAGCCCGCACGAAGGGCUCUGCCCUUCUGAGUUUGUGCGCCUGUGCGUCCGGACAUGGGAAGCGAGAGUUGUGCCACAUCAGCUGAGACAUCGGUACCCGUCGUCCUCUUGCCGAAGCGAGGACGUUACGAAGUACGUACAAACGAAAGGACGGGCGUGAGCCUCCUGGAGACUCGCCAGCCUGAGUUUGCGGCAGCUAUGAACUCUGUCAGCAUCCUGGUUCUCGUUCCCCGACCACUUGUACGAACGAGUCGCCAGAAAAGAGGAGCGUGAAUGUUCGAGGCCACCGCUAACGUUUCCGGAGGCCCCUUCUUUUUUCUCUAAGCGUAUUUUAAUGGAUGUCCAAGCUGAAAGAAAACGGCAAACGCCAGCGAAAGAUGCCACUGCCGGCUAACGUCCACUGGAAGCCAUGCUGUACCACUCCCGAAGCAAGGCUUCUGGAAAUGCUUUUUUAAGGACUCCUAAUUUAAAUUGUCCCGCGGUUUUAGAGGGUGGUUCGUGGAGUGCCGCCAUUUUUAUCUCUUGUAAAAAGGACGCUAGUAAUAAAAUAAAAAAUAUAUAUAUUUAGA